GCACGCAGUCUGCCUUUAACUAAUUCCAUAAAUUAAUUGUUCUUCCGUACACCUAUGUACAUACUCCACCCCAGUUCUCACAAAAUGGACCAACAAGCAUUGCGCUGUAAUACGUAUCAUAAAAUUGACCUCUUUACUGCGGAUUUACACGAUUUCGACACCGACUGCUACUAACCGGCCACGAAUUAAUACACCAACUGUUGAAUAUUUGCAGGAGAUAUUCAUGAAAUGGAGGAGUUAGUGAUUGCGAUAUAAUCUUGAUUUUCAUACGCUUCUACAACGCAACAUUAUUCAGUUUUCGUUGGGAACUCUCCAGCGCAGUCAAAGUGGCGUGUGUAACGUAACCAACUCUGGAGGAGAGUCAACCAGCAACAGCGACUCCGACCUUGAAUAUAAAUGCCAUCAAGUUAACCUGAUCCACCAGCAACACAUUCCCUGACGGGCCAACCAACUAGAUUAAAAAGUGGUUCACAACAACAUAGACCCAUUGUUGUUACAUAUCCCAAUCCAACAACCAGCAAGUAAACCUCUUGUUUUGAUUUCUGUAAAAAAUAUAUAUUUUGAGUAUUGUCGUAAAUUUAAUAGUAAAUAUUUUAACGCUUUCAUAAAUUCGUCUCGUUUUCCCAAUUACAUAAGUAUCAUUGCUGUCUCGAUUGGUGAAACUGGUUGCGAAAUAGUAAUUGCCUACUUCAUAUUGCACUUACACACUUUAUUGCUGAGCAGACUGAUUCAUCAAGUGUUUGGGUGAUGAUAAGCCGUGUGGUUCAUUGGUGCUGUUGCUGCUGCUGACGAGGAUGGUUUUUUAUGUAACGGGGUCUUCGCCCAACUGAGGAUGAGUUUUUAAAUUGGACGACCUUGGCACUCAAUAAAGCUGCCGAUCAGAAUUUGUUUAGUUUACACAAGCCACGGAGACCAACCAACUUUUACACUGCCACACGGACGGCUGCCUAAUAAAUCUCUCCUCCUCGCAAAACAAGAGUUAUUUUCGUUCCAUACCACUUAACGGGACCAAGCGAAUUUACCAACAGUUUUAUUGCAGAUUCCAUCCAAAGUGCUCGGUUGUAUUAAAAAACUGAAAAUUUAUUGCAGUCGUCAAUAUCGUUUUUUUCUUCAAAUACAAUGUUACGUUCACUCCAGAUUCUAGGACGGGCGUCUUCCCACAAGGGGGUAGUUGUUCGGGGUAUGGCGUCGUUAAAUAUCGCAGGUGAACCUUCCGGGCCUUCCAUGAAGACGAGCAUGCCUGGACCAAAGUCCAAGCAACUGAUGGAUGAACUCAACAAACUCACGCAAGCGGGCAGUGUUCAACUUUUUGCAGACUAUGACAAAUCCUAUGGCAACUACUUGGUUGAUGUUGAUGGGAAUGUGUUUUUGGACGUGUACACCCAAAUCUCGUCCAUCCCCUUGGGUUACAACCAUCCGGAAUUAUUUGCCCUCUUCUCAGAUCCUCAUCACAUUCGCACUCUUGUGAAUCGGCCUGCACUCGGCGUUUAUCCUGGAGGAGACUGGGUCCAAGAACUGAAGGAUUCCGUUCUCUCGGUAGCACCCAAAGGAUUAAAACACGUAACCACGAUGGCUUGUGGCUCUUGUUCCAACGAGAACGCCUUCAAAGCCAUUUUCUUCUGGUAUCGGAAGCAACAGCGCGGAGGGAAGGAUUUCACUCCGGAUGAGCUGACUUCAUGCAUGAACAAUUUGCCACCGGGCAGCCCACCUCUUUCCAUUCUCGCCUUUCAUGGAGCGUUCCAUGGCAGAACUCUUGCGGCCUUGACCUGCACUCAUUCCAAAGCUAUCCACAAGAUUGAUGUCCCCUCGUUCGAUUGGCCUGUUGCCAGAUUUCCAGUGUACAAGUACCCACUGGAGGACAACGUUGGAGAGAAUAAGGCCGAGGACAAGAAGUGCUUAGCCAACGUUGAAGAGUUGAUUGACAUUUGGAAGAAGAAGGGCAAUCCGGUGGCUGGAAUCAUUGUGGAGCCCAUUCAGGCCGAAGGUGGGGACAAUCAUGGAUCCCCCGAAUUUUUCCAAGGCCUCCAAAAGUUGGCCAAGACGAAGGGUGUGGCUCUUCUCAUAGACGAGGUUCAAACGGGAGGAGGACCCACGGGCAAAAUGUGGGGCCACGAACACUUUAAUCUCCCCGAAACGCCGGAUAUUGUCACUUUUAGCAAAAAGAUGCAAACUGGAGGAUUUUAUCAUAAACCUGAAUUUAGACCGGACCAAAGCUAUAGAAUUUUUAACACUUGGAUGGGAGAACCCUCCAAGAUUCAGAUCCUGAAUAAAAUUCUGGAAAUAAUUAAACGUGACAAUGUGCUGGAAAAUGUGCAGAGUACGGGAUCUCUCAUGCUGAAGCAACUAAAGGAAUUCCAAAACAAGUAUCCAAAUCAUCUCAACUCUGCUCGGGGCUUGGGAACAUUUUGCGCCAUAAACUGCGCAAAUGGACAACUGCGUGAUAAGAUCAUCAACCUCUUGAGAGAACAAGGUGUGCAAGCCGGUGGAUGUGGCGAGAACGCGCUACGUUUCAGACCCACCCUCGUUUUCCAACCCAAACAUGCCAGCAUUUUCUUUGAUAAAUUCGAAACUGUGUUAAAAAAAUUGUAAGCAUAACACUCUUCUUCUUCCUGCAGCAGGUGGGAACAGUGGGUGCAAAUUGAACGCCAUUAUUUUUAUGGCUGCGGUGGCUAUAACUCUUACUCUUGAGCUAUUAAAUCUACAUAUUCUACUCUGGUGAUUGUUACGUACAUAUUGAACGUAUGUAGUAUAAAUUUACAACAAUGUCUUCCAUACUCUCUGUCUAAUAAAUCAAGUCUUCCACGUCUCGACUUUUAUGCAUCAGGAUAAUCUUCACGCUUUUUCACACAUUACUUGUUUGCUUAAAUAAAGUUGUUGAAAUAAAGCCUUCUCAGAAACAAAA
This is a messenger RNA of Folsomia candida, 2902 nucleotides long. It is a transcript of the gene Gabat, whose product is annotated as probable 4-aminobutyrate aminotransferase, mitochondrial. Gene Ontology annotation, cellular component: mitochondrion. NCBI's taxonomy places the organism in Eukaryota, Metazoa, Arthropoda, Collembola, Entomobryomorpha, Isotomidae. The record is from RefSeq and is a predicted model, not a curated record. Bases 1120 to 2589 code for a protein of 489 amino acids. Gene Ontology annotation, molecular function: pyridoxal phosphate binding. The transcript has 11 exons. Gene Ontology annotation, biological process: GABA catabolic process.